AUGUUAGCCGAACAUAUACUCAAAGUUGCAAGUCUCGAAGAAGAGCCUCUGUUCCCACAGUUUCGCGAUCUACCACCAGAGCUUCGUCUACAAGUCUGGAGAUACGCUCUCCCGAAUGGUCGAACGCUCAAGGUUAGGGUGGAUGCAUAUGAUGACACACUCGCAUCUCUUCAGGGAAACUUCUCAGCUAUUCCAACCAUCUGUCAUGUCAAUUCCGAAUCUCGAGUCUUAGCUUUGAGCAUUUGUCGAAAUGGACUUGGGCCCAAUACAGAAGAAUCAGAUUUUUACUGGAAUCCAAACACAGACACCAUCUACUUCCCUCCGUCAGCUUCUUGGACAAGCGGCACUCUGGAACAAUAUUUGUUCAAGGAAAAGGUUCCUGAUUCAUAUCGAAAUAGUGGGAUUGUGCCUGUAGUUCAACAUGUUGCAUUCCCACUAAAUGUAUGGCUGGCCCAAGGUCUUUAUCUAGAACCAUUAUCGACCUGCUGGCUCUUAGACUGGCUGCACAAAUUCCCCUCCCUUCAAUCUCUCACCCUCCUCAUCGAACCCUUCGACCAAUGGCUUGGUCUCCCCAAUACCUCGAUAGUCUACCACGAACCUCUCGAUAAUUCCAUGCAGCAAUUGCUGCAUCACAAACCCUCUCAAAUCACCACACUGGUCGAGAAAGCCCUGCAAGAAUACAGAAACUCGCAUGAUCCUAGCUGGAUCCCACCGGUUGUUGAGGUCCUAGUGCUGGGUAUGAAGAAAUUCAAGACGAGCAGUGGCUGUAUAGCUCGUAGAACGAAUUUGGAUAGAGAGGAUGUUACGGGGUUGUAUGAGAUUGGGAUUUCGAGGGUGGAGAAGAUGGCAAGACGAUUGGCUAAUAGGUGGCCGGCGGAGAUUCAUGCCGUGGAGCAGUGGAGUUUUAUGGGUCGGUUGGGCGAAGAAGAGGGGUUUUGA
Sclerotinia trifoliorum is the source of this 939-nucleotide messenger RNA. Lineage: Eukaryota; Fungi; Ascomycota; Leotiomycetes; Helotiales; Sclerotiniaceae. The record is from the annotation of a GenBank genome assembly.